UGCUUUCUCACACUGUACUUUACUUGAUUUCUGUACCAAAAUGAUUUAGUAAAGAAACUGCCAGAAGGCAUAAAUAGACUGUAGAAAACCUUCUCUUUUAAGCAACUUUUGUGACUGCUCUAAAUUGAUCAUUUGUUUCACUGGCUAAUCUCUUAAACAAGAGGGCAUGUCCUUUUCACUUGCAAAAUUCUCUCCCACAAGAUGAAUUACCUCCUCAUCACCUCACUUACUAGCCAAUAAGUACUUUAUUCCCUGGUGGGGAUUUUUUGUGCAGAAAAAAGAAAAUCAGCUUUUGCUUUGCUUGCCGGAGCUGUCUGCAUCUUAAUUCUGGGCUCUGAAAGAACAUCAGAGAGUCCUUAUGAUAUUUUGCACAAAAGUCCCAGUGUUCAUAGUUUUAGUCAGGGCACCCAAAAUAGCACUCAGAAAGCAGUGACAUACUGUCAGGAUCAGGAACUAAAAGCACAAGUGUAUGUAACUAAGAGGAAGCUGUGACUUCUGAAGCUUGCCGAGUAGACUGUGAAGUCAAAAGAACUCUUUCCCUCUCUCCAUCAAACGUUUAAUCCGACUUUUAUACUUCCCAUCUCUCCAAGCCUCCCGGGGCCUAGAAGCCAUGCAGGAGUAUAAAAUAUACUUAAUGGUGGAAAAGUAUAUUUUAGAAGCAUAUUCUUAGAAGAAAACAGGUAUUUUCAGAAGGACAGAAAGCACUACUUUACCUGUGCCCACUGAUUUCUCAGAGGAGUACCUUUACUUUUCGAAAAGACAUAUUUUUCAGUAUGAAUUGCUACGUGUCACUACAAUUUCUCUUGGGAUUGGCUCAGCUAUGUCCCUGCCACACAGAUAUGACUAACUCUAAAAUGCAUGAGAUGAACCAGUCUCUAGAAUUUCAUUUGAGAGCCAAGCGGAGCUGGGUGUGGAAUCGUUUUUUUGUGCAAGAGGAACUCUCAGGAAUUGAGCUUCAUGUUGGCCGGCUGAGAUCUAAUUUGGACAAUGGAGAUGCAUCUUUGAUAUAUGUAUUGUCUGGGGAAGGAGCUGGGAGUAUUUUUACCAUUAACAACAGAACGGGUGACAUAACUGCCAUAAAGAAGCUUGAUAGAGAGGAGAAAUCCUACUACAAACUAAGAGGCCAGGUAAUAGAUGUUGUAACUGGGAAGCCUGUGGAACCUGAAUCUGAAUUUGUCAUCAAAGUUCUGGAUAUCAAUGACAAUCAACCAGAAUUCCUAGAAGGACCUUAUGAGACCAGCAUUCCAGAGAUGUCUCCAGAAGGAACUUCAGUUAUCCAGGUGACAGCUACAGAUAAUGAUGAUCCUUCACAUGGGAAUAAUGCUAGACUCAUUUACAGUAUACUACAGGGACGACCCUAUUUUUCUGUAGAACCAACGACAGGAGUCAUACGGAUUUCUUCACAAAUGGACCGAGAGGCUGAAGAUCAAUAUUUAGUUGUUGUUCAAGCCACAGACAUGCUUGGUCUUCCAGGAGGACUUUCUGGAACAACAACUGUCACAAUUAAUCUAUCAGAUGUCAAUGAUAACAGACCUAUAUUUCAAUUUGGUCUCUACCACAUGAAUGUCUCAGAAUCUGCACCAGUUGGAACUUCCAUAGGAGCAAUUUUGGCAGAAGACAGUGACAUAGGUGACAAUGCAAAAAUGAAUUACAGUAUUGAAGAUGGUUCAUAUUUUUUUGACAUUAUCACCAAUAAUGAGACUCAGGAAGGAAUAGUUAUAUUAAAACAGAAAUUAGAUUAUGAGCUCCAACGACAAUAUAGUGUUCGAGCAAAGGUUACCAAUAGCUAUAUUGAUGAAUAUUUCCCUAAGGAUGAAAAUUCUGGACAAACUACUGUUAUCAAAAUCAGAGUGGAAGAUGUUGAUGAACCACCAGUUUUUUCAUAUCUGGAGUAUGUAAUGGAAAUUGCUGAAGAGACUCCAUAUGGUUCACAUGUGGGCACUGUACUUGCCAGAGAUCCAGAUGCUACCAACUCUCAGAUCAGGUAUUCUAUUGUUGGCUGCAGUUUAUUCAGCAUUGAUGACAAUGGCACCAUCAUUGUAACUGAACCGCUAGACCGGGAGAUAGAUGCAUGGCACAAUCUAACUGUAACAGCCACUGAAAAAAAUAAUUUACAACAAGUGUCUGAAGCAAAUGUGUAUGUACAAGUUCUGAAUGUCAAUGACCAUGCUCCUGAAUUCUUCCAUUACUAUGAGACAUAUGUUUGUGAAAAGGCAAACACUGGGGAGCUAAUUCAGACCAUCAGCGCUGUAGAUAGGGAUGCCUCUGUAGAAGACCAUCGGUUUUCCUUCAAUCUGUCUACAGAAGCCGCAAGCAACUUAAGUUUUAUUGUCAGAGAUAAUAAAGAUAAUACAGCGGGAGUUCUAACCACUAAGAGUGGCUUUAGCCGCCAGGAACAGCCUGUUUUCUACCUGCCCAUCUUAAUUGUGGACAAUGGAAUUCCACCUCUUACAAGUACAAAUACUCUUACUAUCCAUGCCUGUGACUGUGAUGAGAAUGGUGGUACCCAGUCCUGCACAUAUGGAGCACUUACCUUUUCCAUGGGUUUCAGCACAGAGGGUUUAAUUGCAAUUUUGACCUGUAUCCUAAUAAUAUUAGUUUUUGUGUUCAUAAUCCUGGGCCUAAAACAGGGACGGAAACAAGCUCUAUUUCCUGAAAAGGGGGAAGACUUUAGGGAGAACAUUGUCAGAUAUGAUGAUGAAGGUGGUGGAGAGGAAGAUACACAAGCUUUUGAUAUAGCAGCACUGCGGACCCGCACUGUAAUGAGAGCAAGAAAGACCCGGAAAAAUAUCACCACUGAGAUCAGGAGUCUAUAUAGGCAAUCUUUGCAGGUGGGCCCCGACAGUGCUGUGUUCAAGGAAUUCAUUUUGGCCAAACUUGAAGAGGCUAAUACAGAUCCCUGUGCUCCUCCUUUUGAUUCUCUUCAGACUUAUGCAUUUGAGGGAACAGGGUCACCAGCUGGAUCACUCAGUUCCCUGGAGUCAAGCAUUUCAGAUUCGGAACAGAAUUUUGAUUACUUAACUGAAUUAGGACCUCGCUUUAAAAAACUAGCAAGCAUGUAUGGGUCCAGAAUUCAUGCAAAGAAUUAGGUCUCUCGAGAAUUUUUUCAAAGGAAUAAUAGUGUAUAUAUGAUCCCAUGGUGAACCAAACUGAACAAAUCAGCAGAUUGUAUGUAAACAAUUGCCAAUCGGCUUCUCUAGGUUUUCUGGCCAUUAUUAAAGGCAAUCUAUUACUUAAUGCCUCCACCCUCUAAAUUGCAUCCUUGUGCCUCAAAGAGUUAAUGGCUCUCAUUAAAGUGCCUACCUCCUGUCCUAUGACUAAAGAGUAACUUGGAUUGUGGAGAAAAUCAGAUUCUAUAAGUUUUUUCUUUGGGAGAUCUUAAUGGCAUGAUAUAACUUUGAAGUACUUAAAUGAAUGAUUGAGUUCUUCCCUUCGAGUAUUUUUACUCCUCUAGUUCCCCACUCGUAAAUACCCUGCCCAAGUUAAUCUUUAAAACAUCUCCAAAGUGAGGCAGACAGCAGGACUAUAUUGAUUAACAAAAGCUAGAAUGCUAAAAAUAUGUGUUAUAUUUAAUAAGGUAGAAACUUGACUGUAAAAAAAAAGACAUGGGAAUGUGUAUAAGAAGCACUUAUGGGAUAUUUAUUUAUUUUUCCAAUGAUACAACUAAACAUAAUUUUAUCAACAUCAAAAUGAAGAUCUAUUAUGUAGUGUCAACAUUUAUUCAUCAUUACAUUUGAAUUUUUAUGAAACUGUUGGGAAGUGUGUUAAGUUCAUAAUUAAUAUUUCACUGGGAUUAUAUGGAUUCAAAAAAGAGGAGUGCUUGUAAGCUUGAAUCAAUAUUCAUCUUAAACAUGAUAAUCUGCUACAUUGUCUAUUAUAGUGAAUAAAAUCAAAUACUGUACAA
Monodelphis domestica (gray short-tailed opossum) is the source of this 3904-nucleotide messenger RNA. RefSeq names its product cadherin 19 (gene CDH19). Gene Ontology annotation, molecular function: cadherin binding; calcium ion binding; beta-catenin binding. Lineage: Eukaryota; Metazoa; Chordata; Mammalia; Didelphimorphia; Didelphidae. The record is from RefSeq and is a predicted model, not a curated record. Gene Ontology annotation, cellular component: catenin complex; plasma membrane; adherens junction. Gene Ontology annotation, biological process: homophilic cell-cell adhesion; cell-cell adhesion mediated by cadherin; multicellular organism development.